Temnothorax curvispinosus is the source of this 2889-nucleotide messenger RNA. Its product is annotated as 26S proteasome non-ATPase regulatory subunit 2-like. NCBI's taxonomy places the organism in Eukaryota, Metazoa, Arthropoda, Insecta, Hymenoptera, Formicidae. Gene Ontology annotation, biological process: proteasome-mediated ubiquitin-dependent protein catabolic process; regulation of protein catabolic process. The record is from RefSeq and is a predicted model, not a curated record. Gene Ontology annotation, cellular component: nucleus; proteasome storage granule; proteasome regulatory particle, base subcomplex. Gene Ontology annotation, molecular function: enzyme regulator activity.
UGUUACGAGUACCAAAACGAAGAAGAUAAGAGAUUGCAGGAGGAAUUGCAACAAGCGGUCGAUGUAUUGAAGGGUAAGGAUGAGACAGCUAUGUUGUUGUCAUUGAAUCACCUGAGAAUGCUGAUACGUACGUCCACGACUUCGAUGACUUCCGUUCCGAAGCCUCUCAAAUACUUGAGAAAUUUUUAUUCGAGUUUGAGGAGCGCGUACGGAGGGCUCAAGCGGGAAGAGGCGAAGAUACGCUUUGCAGAAAUUCUGAGUGUACUCGCUCUCGCUGGAGCUGCUCCAGGAUCCAGGGACUGUCUGGAUUUCUGCAUCAAAGGGGCCGUGGAUAAGCCUGGGGAAUGGGGCCAUGAAUACGUGCGGCAACUCGAGGCAGAAAUUGUCGACGAAUGGACGAACGUGCCGAUCAAGGAGGAGCGUGAGGUCAGAAAGCGUCUUACACCGUUGAUCAAGAGUAUCAUCGCGUUCGACAUGAGACAUAAUGCGGAAAUACAAGCGUGCGAUCUGUGUUUGGAGACCGACGAGCUAAAUUUCCUCGCGGAAUAUCUAGAGCCUACAAAUGUUGCGCGAGUGUGUCAUUAUUUAAUUAACUGCGCAGCCUACAGCGAGGAUACGGAGAGAAGACAAAUAUUAGAGUUUGCCACGGAGCAAUAUCUAAAGUUUAAUGAGUAUACAAGAGCAAUUUUGGUAGCGCUGCAACUUGCAAAUUCGGAACUUGUUUUCAAGUGUUUUGCAGCCUGCCCCGACUCUUUGACGAGGAAUCAACUAGCCUUUAUCCUCGCCCGUCUACAAGAUCAACCUCUGAGGACAGAAUAUCAUGGGAAUGACGCUAAGGAUGUCGAGAUGAUCCUUAGCAAUGGCCACGUGAACACCCACUUCCAAAUUCUUGCCAGAGAGCUUGACAUACUCGAGCCAAAGCUCCCGGAGGAUAUCUACAAGAGCUGGUUGGUGAGCGGGUUUAGACAAAUGGAGCACGAUUCGGCUAGGGCGAAUUUAGCGGCAAGCUUUGUUUCCGGUUUUGUGCACGCGGGUUUUGGCCAGGACAAGCUGAUGGCGAACACAUCCGAUUGUUGGGUGUAUAAAAACAAGGAACACGGAAUGUUAUCGGCUACCGCGUCUCUGGGCCUGAUACACAUGUGGGAUGUCGACGGUGGAUUAAUUCCUAUCGACAAAUAUCUUUACACGAACGAAGACUACGUGAAAUCCGGUGCUUUUCUAGCGAUCGGACUAGUAAAUUGUGGAAUUCGUAAUGAAUGUGAUCCAGCUUUGGCGCUUCUCAGCGAGUACGUGAAGUCGAACAGCCAGAUCCUUUGCAUUGGAGCUAUCAUGGGAUUGGGUCUGGCUUACGCUGGCUCUAGAAGAAAAGAUGUCACCGAACUUCUUUCUGGAGCUUUCACCGAUGAGCAAGAUGAUAUACAAGUGUUGUCGCUGAUCGCCAUCUCUUUGGGCCUUGUAAAUGUAGGCUCGGGAGACUCCGAUGUAUCUUCGGCUAUCCUGUUGAAAUUACUGGGACUGUCGAUAAAGGAACUCGUUGUCACGCAUUCCAGAUUUUUGGCGCUAGCCCUAGGAAUGAUUUAUAUGGGAACCCGGGAUGCCAUAGAAACGCCAUCCGCAGCGCUCGAAGCUCUGCCGGAACCAUACAAUUUUGCUUCGCAAACUAUGCUACAAAUUUGCGCGUACGCGGGUACUGGUGACGUAUUGAUAGUGCAAGAACUUUUAAGAAUCUGCUCGGAAGCGACUGAGGAAGUGACGAGCGCGAAAACGACACCCGACAAUACCCCGAUACCAAGCUGCUGCGAUCAAGGAAGACCACAAAGUAGCCCUACCAAGUUAGAAAAGAAUAAAAAAAACAACAGUCAAACCGACGAUUCUGCUAAGGACGUUGGAACACCGCAGGCUAUAGCAUCUCUUGGAGUAGGUGUAGUGGGACUUGGAGAAGGAAAAGAAAACUCGAGGAUCUUUGGUCAGGUCGGAAGAUAUGGUCCAACGCCAGCGCGACGCGCUAUGCCCCUCGCGUUGGCCUUAUCUUCUCUGUCAAACGCCGAUCCAGCGGUCUUGGACGUGUUAAACAAGUACAGCCACGACCACGACGCCGAGGUCGCCCUGAAUGCGAUCUUCGCCCUCGGCCUGGUAGGCGCCGGUACCAACAACGCACGACUGGCGACGAUGUUGAGACAGCUGGCGGCUUAUUACGCGAAGAAUCCGUCGCACCUGUUCCUCGUACGCAUUUCUCAGGGUUUAGUACACCUGGGCAAGGGCACUUUAUCUUUAUCACCCUUGCGGUAUGGUUCGAAAGUUUUAGACUACACCGCCCUGGCUGGUCUGAUGGUUGUUCUGGUUGCUUGUUUAGACUGCAGGAAUCUUAUAUUAUCUCAGUCUCACUAUUUAAUGUACUGCUUGGCAGUCGCGAUGGAACCAAGGUGGCUAGUCACCGUGGAUGAAAAUCUUAAGGUGUGCAAAGGGAUUAUCCAAAUUCCAGAUUACCCAGAUUAUAAGAUAUAUAGAUAUUCUAGGCUUAGAAAUGACGUUUUCAAUACUUCACAGAAUUUGCCGGUGUCAGUGAGAGUCGGUCAAAACGUGGACGUUGUAGGGAAAGCAGGUAAUCCGAAAUCCAUUGUCGGUGGUCAUGUACAAACCACACCAGUGUUGCUAUGCGCGGGCGAAAAGGCGGAAUUAGUGUCGGACCAAUAUGAGCCGCUCUCCAGUGUGCUGGAGGGUUUCGUGAUCCUUCGCGAAAAACAGGCUGUAGCGAGUUAAAAAGCUCCAAGUUUGAUAUUCUGCGGUAGUUCCUUUGAAUUACCUUUAGACGGAUUGCUUUUACCGGAGAACGAUGCCAGCAAACACCUGCGAGCAAAUGGGAAUCUUUCCCCAAGAAUCUACAUGAAA